Aaosphaeria arxii CBS 175.79 is the source of this 1575-nucleotide messenger RNA. Its product is annotated as MFS transporter. The transcript has 3 exons. The record is from RefSeq and is a predicted model, not a curated record. The coding region runs from base 1 to 1575 and encodes 524 amino acids. NCBI's taxonomy places the organism in Eukaryota, Fungi, Ascomycota, Dothideomycetes, Pleosporales. Gene Ontology annotation, biological process: transmembrane transport. Gene Ontology annotation, cellular component: membrane. Gene Ontology annotation, molecular function: transmembrane transporter activity.
AUGGCUGCAGAGAUCGCUCCUAAGGAAGUGGACGCUGGUGUCCGUGAUGCUACGACAUCGGAGACGGCAUCUGGAAUCAGCCAGUCCAAAGCCGAGUUUCUGUCUUCGUUCACGCAGGCAGAGAAUAAGGCCAUCAUGAGGAAGGUUGAUCGUCGAUUUCUGUUCAUCAUUGGUAUGAUGUAUGUUAUUAAGAAUAUCGAUUAUCAAAAUGCCGCCUCGGCGAAGGUGCUUCACGUUGGCCAGAAGAGCAACAUCAUGGUUGAGCUCAAGAUGACCCCCAAUCAGUAUAAUUGGGUGCAGUCGAUCUAUUUUAUCGCAUAUAUUAUAUUUGAAGUUCCAUCCAACCUACUACUGAAAAGGAUGACGCCUCGGAUAUGGCAAUCGCGCAUCAUGCUCUCGUGGGGCAUCGUGCUUGCCUGCCAUGCCGCAGUCCAGAACGCGGGAGGUUAUUAUGCCGCAAGAUUCUUCCUCGGAGCAAUGGAAGCUGGAAUGUUCCCUGGUCUCAUGGCUCAACUAUCUGGCUGGUAUCGCUCAGAUGAAAUCGGAAAGCCGGUGAUGUGGCUGUUCGCUUUCCAAAACACGAGUGGUAUCUGGGGAAGCCUAAUUGCCUAUGGAGUGAGCUACAUGGACGGCUUAGGUGGACUGUCCGCCUGGCGCUGGCUCUACCUUCUAGAAGGGAUUUUCACCAUGCUAUUCUCUAUCGUUGUAUUCAUCUGGCUCCCAGACUGGCCUAAAUCGCCUAGGUCUGAGAAGUGGCUCACGCCCCGUGAACAGGAGUAUCUCGAAGCCCGCCUGUCUGAGAACGCACCCGUGACCUCGGACAAAAACUUCGACAAGUCAGAAGUCAUUGCAGGUCUCAAGGACAUCCGCAACUACUCCUUUAUGCUCUCCCAGUUCCUCGUCAAUUUCGGCGGCUACGCUCUCGGCUGGCAACUACCGACCGUUACGACCUCCCUGGGUUACGCUGGUCUCCCUCGUAACCAGCUCCUCAACAUCCCUCCUGCAGCCGCCACCGUCCUGUCCAUCAUAUUUGCCGGUUGGUUUCUGAAGCAGGCUUACAUCACGCGGCCCUUCUUCAUCAUCUUAAUCAUGAUCGCCGCGCUGACAUUCUUCAUCCUCCUCGCCUGCACUGUCUCCAAUGCCGUAACCUACGUCGCAGUCGUUCUCGGCACGACAUUCUACUCCGUAUACUUCAUUCCCUUCUGGGCCUGGCGGUCUUCAAGCCUGAAAGGCACGACCGGCACAGCGUUCUCCCUCGCAUUCCAGAGCUGCAUUGGCCAGGUCGGCGGUGUCAUCGCGCCGCAGCUGUUCCAGGCAAAGUACGCUUACAAUGGGUACAAGACGAGUUUUGCGAUCAGUGCGGCCGCCAUGGGUCUCGGUCUCCUUGCGAAUGUGUGGACGUGGUGGCUGACGAGGAAUCUGGAGUGGGAUGUCCGACGGAUUAGGAGGCUGAGGAGGAAGGCGGAGAGAGAGGGCAAGGUGUUCGCUGGUGAUGAUAUUAAGGUUUAUGAAGAGAGGGAGUUUUAUGAGGGAGUUAGGAAAAAGGAGGAUGAGAAGGUGGUGGCUACAGUCUAA